This is a messenger RNA of Caenorhabditis remanei, 444 nucleotides long. RefSeq lists its product as uncharacterized. The coding region runs from base 1 to 444 and encodes 147 amino acids. NCBI's taxonomy places the organism in Eukaryota, Metazoa, Nematoda, Chromadorea, Rhabditida, Rhabditidae. The record is from RefSeq and is a predicted model, not a curated record. Gene Ontology annotation, biological process: nucleobase-containing compound metabolic process. The transcript is spliced from 2 exons. Gene Ontology annotation, molecular function: nucleic acid binding; 3'-5' exonuclease activity.
AUGCGCCAAAUUCAAGGAGUUAUUAGAGAAAUCAACGAGAUGAGACAGUUCGCCUGCUUUGGAACAGAGCCAUUCUUUGAAUCUGUCCAUGACGUUCAAUACCAAAGAAAAAAUAGAUCUCUAAUUUCUUUGAAAGAAGCCGUCAAGGGGCGCGUCGGAAUGGAUAUCGACAAGAGUGAAACAAUGAGUGAUUGGACCAGAGAAGUCCUCACUAUUAAUCAAAUUCUCUACGCUGCGAUGGAUGCGUUGGCUGUGCACUACAUCUGGUCAGGGAGAUCUUGGUUGAACACCAUCUCCACCAUCUCAACCGCCUCCGCCGAACACCAAGUCUCUCUGUCCCCUACCGUACUCCGACGUCCCUCCAUCUCCCCUCCACCUCUCCAAAGUCUCCGUCUCCCCUACCGUACACCGACUCCAUUAUGUUCAUUAAUUUUUUAUGUCUAA